Messenger RNA from Etheostoma cragini (Arkansas darter), 1094 nucleotides. RefSeq names its product hydroxysteroid (17-beta) dehydrogenase 3 (gene hsd17b3). Gene Ontology annotation, molecular function: testosterone dehydrogenase (NADP+) activity. The transcript has 11 exons. Lineage: Eukaryota; Metazoa; Chordata; Actinopteri; Perciformes; Percidae. Gene Ontology annotation, cellular component: endoplasmic reticulum. The record is from RefSeq and is a predicted model, not a curated record. Bases 119 to 1081 code for a protein of 320 amino acids.
UCCUGUGACCGGGUUACUCUCUUCAGUUUCUGUCAUGCUUUAUUUUUAGCGAAUCACUGAACUAAAAACAUUCUCUCAGAGCAGGCAAACCCAAACACAGAGACAGAGUUGGACAAGCAUGGAUUUAAUGGAAUUGUUUUUAAUUGCUCUUGGUGCUGUAGUUGUUGUGUGCUAUGGAGUGAAACUGCUGCUUUUCAGCAGGAUGCUUUUUCCUAAAGUGUGGUUUCCACUGUCGAAAUCUUUUUUCACCUCAAUGGGAGAGUGGGCAGUGGUGACUGGUGCUUCAGAGGGAAUAGGAAGAGCAUAUGCUUUUGAGCUGGCGAAGCAAGGAAUGAACGUGGUAAUCAUGAGUAGAACCAAAGUAACAUUGGACCAGGUGGCUAAGAAAAUAGGUGAUACUACAGGUCAGAGGGUGAAAGUGAUAGUAACGGACUUCAUGAAGGACAAUGUCUUCAGUGAAAUUGAGGAUCAGCUUAGGGACCUCAACAUUGGGGUUUUAGUCAAUAAUGUAGGCUCGCUGCCAAACUUCAUCCCCUGCAAAUUCCUUGAAUCUGCAGAUCUGGACCAGGCUAUUACAAAUGUGAUAAACUGCAAUGUGAAAACUAUGGCCAAGAUGUGCAAAAUAUUCCUCCCAGGCAUGGAAAAAAGGGGAAAAGGGGUGAUUGUGAAUAUUUCGUCCGGGGUUGCCUCUAUUCCAUUCCCCCUGUACACCCUGUAUGCUGCAUCUAAGGUGUUUGUGGAAAGAUUUUCUCAAGGUCUUCAAGCUGAAUACAAAGAUAAAGGGAUUAUUAUACAGACAGUGGCUCCAUUUGGGGUCUCCACUCGAUUGGCGGGUUACCAAUCAACCAACAUAGUGACGCUGUCACCAGAUGACUUCGUAAAAAGCUCCCUGCAGUACCUCCGAGCUGGAGACAAAACACACGGCAGUGUGUGUCACAUAGUUCUGGGCUGGUUACUGCAGUCUAUUCCCCUCAAGGUUCUCUAUUCUGAGUUGAUGCUAGACAGCCUACAAGACUAUGUCAAGAAAAAAAUCGCACGGGAGGCACUAAGUUCAACUUUUGAAAGUGGCAAAAAGAAUUAACCAGGAACAGCAA